Protobothrops mucrosquamatus (brown spotted pit viper) is the source of this 789-nucleotide messenger RNA. Its product is annotated as transcription initiation factor TFIID subunit 4B. Gene Ontology annotation, biological process: transcription initiation at RNA polymerase II promoter. The transcript is spliced from 7 exons. NCBI's taxonomy places the organism in Eukaryota, Metazoa, Chordata, Lepidosauria, Squamata, Viperidae. Gene Ontology annotation, molecular function: DNA binding; protein heterodimerization activity; RNA polymerase II general transcription initiation factor activity. The record is from RefSeq and is a predicted model, not a curated record. The annotation marks the transcript as partial. Gene Ontology annotation, cellular component: transcription factor TFIID complex.
GGAAGAAGAUGACAUUAAUGAUGUGGCUUCUAUGGCUGGUGUUAACUUGAGUGAAGAGCAUGCGUGCAUAUUGGCAACCAAUUCUGAAGCAAUCGGUACUAUUUUGUGCUCUUGUCCAGAGAAGCUCCUCCUUUCUUCAGAGGCAUUGCAGAAGAGGAUCUUAAAAAAAGGUAAAAGGCAUGACAUUAUGGAAGUUAAUUCUGAUGUUCUGAACUUGAUCUCACAUGCUACACAGGAGAGAUUAAGAGGACUUCUAGAAAAACUAACUUUAAUUGCUCAACAUCGUAUAAGGACCUAUAAGGGGAAUGACGAGUACAUUUUAUCUAAUGAUACGCGGUCUCAGCUUCAGUUUCUUGAACAAUUGGAUCAGGUUGAGAAACGGAGGAAAGAUGAAGAAGAAAAAGAACAGUUGCUCCGGGCAGCCAAGAGCCGUUGCAAUAAAGACGAUCCAGAGCAGCUGCGUUUAAAGCAGAAAGCCAAAGAGAUGCAACAAUUGGAAUUUGCACAAAUGCAGCAAAGGGAGGCUAAUCGGGCAGCCCUGGAAGCUCUUGGGCCAAGAAAGAAGAGACCACUGGAUUUGUCUAGUUCUUUUUCUGGACUUGAGGGUUGGAAGGAUAAUGAAUUUCUAUCAUCUGGUCUUGCAAAACCAUACCUUUGGCCAAGAAUAACCCGAAUUUGUCUCAGGGACUUGAUCUUUUGUCUGGAACAAGAGAAAGAAACAAAGCAUUCUCUGAUCUUAUAUCAAGCUCUUCUGAAAUAGUGGCUAAUCUAAUUCUGCAUUUCAGCUUA